AUGGACAAAACCUUCUUCAAACUUCAGAGCCAGCUUGAGCCGAUGACCAUCGAGGCAUCGAUCACGACACUCGCCAUCUCCAGUGGCAGCGACAGCCUCCUGGAGUGCAAGCAGAAGGAAGCCGAGGCGGAGCUAGCGCUCCUUCAGUGUUGGGGGGGCGAGGAUCCGAUGGAGCUGGAGGCACUGCAGGGAGACAAAAAACAGACGGACGACAAGGACCACCCGCCAUUGAUGGAACCACGGAAGUUUCAACGCCGAGAGACCAAAGGAGGCAACCAGCGACUCGACUUCAUCCUCUUCUUCAAGAAAGCAUCCAAAGUGAGCCUCCUGCCCAUGUUCAUUCGCAAGUCGGAACAUUGGCGCGACUUGAAGAAUCAGAAACAGGUAUUCCUCCCGCCUGUGGAAGGGGAAGCCCUGCUGCAGAUACCCUAUCUGGUCUUCAACUCGGAAGGUUCAAUGCCACUGGGAGGGGUGCCCGACGGCGCUAUGUCAAGGUCUAUCGCAGACCAGAAUGGGUACGAGGUUUGGAGGACACUGACAAUGCAAAUGCAACCAUCAAGUCGUCAGCGCCAAUCGGCGCUGGUGGCUCAACUUUCCACGGUCUGCUUCGACACUGCCAAGAUGCUCUCCGAGAAGGUGACGCACUACGAGGAGAUUAUCGCCGAGUACCAGCGGAUCUCCUCCUUGAAGUUCUCCGAGGACCUCAGAAUAACGACGCUUGCGCAGGCAGCUCCUUCUGCCCUUCAAGUGCAACUUCACAUGAGCCUCAACUCGGAGACCGCCUACGCGAAGCUUCGGGAGCAAAUUUUGGCAUAUGAGAGAUCAGCAACGCGCUGGCAAGUGAGCUCUACCUUGACUUUGCCGACUACGACCACUUCUGCCCAAGGACAACCCAGCGACACCAGCGGUCCCAUGGACGUGGACCGCGUGGAGAAGAAAGGGAAGGGCAAGAAGGGCAAAGACAAGAGGUGCAAAGGAGACCCGAAAGGCAAAGUAAAUGGAAAAGGAGGAGGCAAAGGCGAUGCCACCGCCAAGCCCAAAGCGAAACCCAAGGCGGAGUGCUGGCACUGUGGGAAAACCGGGCCGUGCGCUCGAGAUUGCCGAUCAAACGCCAAAGGGAAAGGCAACGGGAAGGUGCAGCAGGUGGCCCAGACCGAGGACCGUCCUUGCCACCUUCUUCGGCAAGCUCCACCUCGACCUCUGGCACAGUUGUACGAGCAGUUCGGUGAGUCCGCAUGCCACGACCCCAGCAACGAGAACAGGGAGCCCAGCGCCCAGAGCAUCCUGGACACUGGCGUGGACGCUUCUAUGGCUUUGGAGAGCAUGCGAGAAAUGGGUGCCGCCGUUGGCCGCAACACUUCGCUUCCCCGGCUUAUGCGACGCCCAGACGCCCAGGGCAACGCCAUCCCGACCCACUCGCCGAUAUGA
This is a messenger RNA of Symbiodinium necroappetens, 1428 nucleotides long. Lineage: Eukaryota; Dinophyceae; Suessiales; Symbiodiniaceae. The record is from the annotation of a GenBank genome assembly.